Messenger RNA from Radiomyces spectabilis, 1461 nucleotides. RefSeq lists its product as uncharacterized. The coding region runs from base 1 to 1461 and encodes 486 amino acids. The transcript is spliced from 4 exons. The record is from RefSeq and is a predicted model, not a curated record. NCBI's taxonomy places the organism in Eukaryota, Fungi, Mucoromycota, Mucoromycetes, Mucorales, Radiomycetaceae.
AUGCCCAGCGAGGACGACAGAGUUAGACAACUACUACAAUUGUUUCCUGGCGGUGAUCCGAUCUACUUUCGAGAAUGUCUGCGAUACUAUCGUGAAGAUCAGGUGGCGCACGUGGUUGAGAAAGUGGUGGCAAACCAUUACUAUCCGAGAACAACCCAUGCGGAAAUGAACAGCAUGGAACAUCUGAAUGACGUUCUGCAUACUUUGGCCACCGAGAUCUUCCCCGACUGCGACAUUGGAUACCUCCGCGAUCUGGUGGAAAAGUAUAACCACAGUCACUUGGAGCAAGUCGCUUUGGAAGUGAUAUCGCAACCUAAUUAUCCGGAAAGACUGAAUUACGGCGAGUUUGAUCGAAUUUACACUAUUCGGAAGCCGCACUACCAACAUCAAACCUUGGAACAGUUAUCAAAAGAGUUUCCGCACAUAUGGAAAUCAUCUAUUCGAGCUAUGCUGACAGAGCAUCAUUGGGACUACAUAUCGACACGAGAAGCGCUCAAGCAUUUUCAAAGACCCGGAUUUACAAAGUCAAUUCACACGCUCUGUGAGCAUUGGAUUGGUGCGUUCUUCGAAUCGCAGGCCGGGUCAACAACCAUGCGUCAGGCUUUGAAUCCCGUGCUAGCGAAUGAAAUGGAGCAAGUACGUCGGCAGGAAGAAGUCCCGCGAAUCAAUGAUCAAGUAGCCAGGGAUCAGCAGCUGGCGCUGCGGUGGAACACCGAACAAUACGAGAAGAAAGGACAACUGAUUACUUGUCUUUGCUGCAUUGAUGAAUAUACGUUUGAAGAGAUGGCAUAUUGCAGUGAAGGCAAUCAUGCAUUUUGUCAUGAUUGUAUCACCCGUUUCGUAUCUGAAAAAAUGUUUGGUCAAGGCGCCCUGAAUAAUGAGUUGAGACUUCCUUGUAUUUGUAUGGAUGGUUGCUCCGGUUGGAUUUCACAAGAGACCCUCGAACGUGUCGUGCCUGACGAUAUAUGGCGUGCUUACGAGAAAUUCAUGUUUGAAAGAAAUCUUCAGCAACUGCGAUUACGCAUAGUCCAAUGCAAGAGCUGCAACUACUGCGAACUGGAUGAUACGAUCGCACCUUUGCAUGUCGGUGUGCAAAGGGGUCAGCGGCUUCUCAGAAAAGUUCAAUGGACGAUGGUGGCUCCUGUACUUGCGUUAGGAUUCUAUUCCCCGCCUAUUCUUGUUGCAGGAGGUUUACUGGCGGCUUCAUGUUGGAUGAUUGCACGCCAGUGGGAUCCAAGCAACGAUUUGAAGGAAGCAUACGAACAAAUCUUGUUCCAACGACGAGGCACCGCUUUCCGUUGUGGCAAUCCCGAAUGUCGGAAGCUGACCUGUUUGCAAUGCCACCGUGAAAUGCGAGGGAUUCACAAGUGCAGAGAGAACAACGUCGAUAAUUUGCGGUUAUAUGUGGAGAGGGCCAUGGACAAUGCUAUCAAACGAACAGUAAGUGAAAUCAUGCGGUAG